UACACUAAGGAGUCCCCCCAUCUUGCAGUACGGAUCCAGGAAGCCCCCCAAGGACAACAACCAGAUAAGUAUAUUUAGUAUAUUUAUACACCUAAUGUGUUUGUUUAAUUAAUGUCCCCAGCAGUACUGGUGAAGGGGCCAGGCCUCUGCAUUACAAUCCCCUGUCUUAACUUGAUUCGACUUGACUCUUAACUUUAGCCUUGGUCACCCUCUCACCUGUUUAACCACACCUGAUCCAAGCACCUUCUAAAGAUCAGGUGUGUUGAAAGGAUUUGCACAUUCAUGGGUGAAUACAUCUUUGCAGGGACCCAAUUAAUUUAAUUUAAAAAGUAUUGAUGAGAAAAUUCACGUAGGUGUCUAAUAACUGUUGAUGCACAAUUGAGUUUUGGAAAUUCCAACAUAACGUUCCUCAAGAUGUUCCUUGAUGAGUUUCGGUAUUCGCUGUUCUCUCCACAGCUGCAGUUUCGGCACGUCUUUGCUUUUCCAAGCAAAGCUUUUGCUGCGUUUGGACACGUUUGGACGUGUUGCGACAGAUCAGGCGGUUGGAGAAGUCUGGAAGAAGGUGGAGGAAGAUAAGGAAAGAGUGCAGCUUCAUGGAGCUCCAGUACGCUCUGAGAGACGUGGGAAAGACUGGAAUGUGGGCGGAGCUUUGGAGGAUGCUUUGAAUUCUGGCACAAGUCAAGUUCGAGAGUCAUUUCCUGGUAGCGGCAGUUAGUCAUCACCUGUCAGGUAGGACGGUAUGACAGAAGGCGUGUGGAGGAAUUGGAGAAGAAUUGGAGGAAAAAUAAGAUAAACUGGUGGACACCCUGGGUUUCUUUAGACAGGAACAACCAACUUUUGGAUAUAGAAAUCCAUAAAAAGCCAUGGACUGAUGAAUCUGUACAGGAAUUUCGGGUGCAUGCUGGAGACAUGGGUGGCACAUGGGUACCCAGAUGCCUCCAGCUUCUCAGAAGACGCUUUGGAGAAGCAGCAGGAUGCAAACAGCAGCGAUUCUGCUUCAACCUGCUCCAGCAGGUUCCCAGGAAUCACUCUGAGGUCUGAAUCUGAAGACUCUGGAGUGGACUUGUCCAACGUGGGCAGCCCUAAGGAAUCGAGGUCAAGCGUUUUGACCUCUGAAGACUUCUUGGAACUCAAACCGACUUCUAUCUGUGAAAUUACCGAAGAAGAUGUAGAUGUCCAGCCUUCAUCUGCUUCUCCAUCUCCGUCCAUCUGCUCUUCAUCGUCUUCGUGUUUCUCAGAAGCUCAGGGGUCUCAGAACCGGUCCACAGCAGAAGGCUUAUCCUCAGUAGAGCAGGCUUUAAAGAGGACACGUUUCGAGUUCAAGAAGACGAGAUCCCUGGAGAAUAUGCUGGAUGUAAGACCUCGCCGACGCAGCAACACGACCUCGCUCAGCCGGGGUCUUCACACAGGGUUGACCGGACCACCCCACAGUACCGAAAGUGACCAGGACAGUCCAGGACACACUGUCCAGCAGGAUGAUGGGAAUAGUGAAGACCUUGUAGAGGGCGUGUAUGGCGUGGAGCCGGACUUGGACGGGCUCUCUCCGGGGCUGGUGUACCUGGAGCAGAUGUGCCGCAUGCUGGAGCAAAUCGCCCGACUACAACAGAAGAACCAGAACCUGCAGGUUCAGAUGGACACCAUCCGAGUUCAGAACGAGGCUGCCAGUGCACAAAAACUCGAGACUAGUUCGAAAUUUAGCAAAAGGUCGGACCCCCUGCGUCUUGAGGACCCAUCCAGCCUAACUUCCAAUGGUUUCCGCCACAGAACCGUCUCAGACACAUGGGCUUUCCUCAAACAUCGGAGAAAACCUAAAGUUGAGAAGUUCGCUUCUACUGAAGUUCUGCUGGAGGAGCCUGUGGGGAACCUGGAGCCGCCGGUGGAAACAGAGCCGAGGAAGAAGAGCAGCAGCCUGAAGCAGAGGAUUAGCUCACUGAAAAAGAAUGACAAGAUAAGUCCCUCACGGAGCAGCAGUUUACAUGGUGAGAGGUCGGUGCUAAACCUGUUCAGGAACAGAAGAAAGACCACUCGGCUCUGAGACUCUACCAACCGGUGACUUUACUGUACCUGGAUGAGAAUAUAUAAAAAAUAUAGCUAACAUGAAUUUUAAGGCAUAAGAAACAAUAACAAUGCAUUGUAAUUUGCACUGCACUGUAACACUAGCAGCUUGUAUUUUCACAUAAAGCACUUUUUAGCAGUUAUGCUAAUGCUAACUGAAGAGCUCAUGUCUAAACCUGUGUUCUGUGGGUUAAACUAAAGGAUUCCACAGUUGCAUCAUACAGUGUGAGGCAAGGUUUAGAGCCUGUUUUGAGUAAUAUGAGUCAGACUGGUGGUUAAAACUGGAAAAAGCCAGUUUUAUAGUCCAGAUUUCUGAAAGGAUUCUCAGGUAGAGCUUUAAUUGUACGUACUUUGCUUUAUCAAUCUUUAGGUGAAUAUUGUUGAUUUUAAAUUAUGUAUAUAUUGAGAACAAUAAGCACUUACAGUUCCUACACUUGGAAUAAUCAAUACACAUCAUUACAGUGUGAUGAGAACCUUAGAGAACCUACUAUUUGACUCUUCGUUUCAUUUCUUCUACACAAAUCUGAAAUCUGCUCCUGAUAUAAUUAUUAUUGUUUUUAUACUUAAUAUAAAAGCACAUAUGGUCAACACAAUAAUACAUUUACUCAAUGAAUAUUUUAUAUUUUAUUAAAUAUAUUGUAUUUCUGAAAACAUUUGUUUUUAUUCCACUGUAAAUCAAUAUUUUCUAAUACUUAACUUUGUCUAAUAUUUCCUCACUUAAUUUAAAAUGAAUAUAUUUUAAAAUAUAUGGUAGGUAUAUUAGAAAAUAUUUUAUUAAAAUAUUGCACAUGUUUGUGUGUGUGAAAUGUAUUUUUAAAUGAAAUGCACUGUAUUUAAUAUGUACUUCAAUUUCAUAAAAAAAUACAUUUUUUUGUAUUUUAUUUUCAAAUAUGGAUGUAACAACUCCAAACAAAAAAGGAAAAAAGUCUUGCUAAAAUAGAAAUUUUAGAAAAAAGUAUAUAUUUCAAUUUGGAGCAUUCCUAUUGGUUAUCAUGAGAUCUUUACAUAAUGUAAAGGGCAGCUACUGGGUGUAAAUAAUGUCAAAAAUUGCAAAUUUAUUUUUUUUAAUGAUAUACAGAUAUACAGUGCUGUGCAAAGGUUUCAGUGACCUACCCCAUAUGAUAUAUAUAUAUAUAUAUAUAUAUAUAUAUA
Messenger RNA from Astyanax mexicanus (Mexican tetra), 3207 nucleotides. RefSeq lists its product as uncharacterized. The record is from RefSeq and is a predicted model, not a curated record. The transcript is spliced from 6 exons. Lineage: Eukaryota; Metazoa; Chordata; Actinopteri; Characiformes; Acestrorhamphidae. The coding region runs from base 872 to 2035 and encodes 387 amino acids.